Spodoptera exigua (beet armyworm) is the source of this 1824-nucleotide messenger RNA. The record is from the annotation of a GenBank genome assembly. Lineage: Eukaryota; Metazoa; Arthropoda; Insecta; Lepidoptera; Noctuidae.
AUGAGACAAGUGUACAACGAGUUCAAGUCACCUUACGUUGGAAUGUGGGCAUUCUGGAGACCAGGACUGGUGAUCAACUGCCCAGAGUUAGCCAGAAAGGUGCUUGUAAAAGACCAUGAAGUGUUCAAGAACAGGUUCCUGAGUUCCGGCAAAACAGACCCCAUCGGGGGUCUUAAUCUGUUUACUGUGAAUGAUCCAACUUGGUCUUUCCUAAGGCGACGUCUUACUGUACUAUUUACAGCAGCUCGACUGAGAAGCCUAAAUAGCUUACUAUCAGCUAAAUCCAAUGAUUUGGUAAAGAGGAUCAGAGAAGACAUGGCCAAUGAAGAUCCUUUGAAUUUGAGGGUUUUAUGUUCAGACUUCACAACAGACGUAAUCGGAGAAGCUGCGUUUGGCCUCACCAGUGAGUCAGUCAGGACUGGUGACAGUCUGAUGAGGCGAAUCACCAAGGAGUUUGUAAAGUUCAAUCUUCAUAGAGGACUAUGUUGGUCCAGUAUCUUCUUUUUUCCAGAAAUGGUGGAUGUUUUUAGGUUUUCUCUGUUCCCAAAAGAUUCGGUAGAAGUUUUACGUCAUAUAUUCCGAACUAUAAUAGACCAAAGAGGGGGUUAUGAGAAGAAAGUCAAAGAGUGCAGGGACCUUCUUGAUGCUCUGCUGAAGAUGAAGCAAGAGGCUGAAGAAGACUAUGAAGAGAUCAGUGAAGACUUGUUACUUGCUCAAGCCGCCAUCUUUCUUCUGGGAGGCUUUGACACUUCAGGAGUAACAUUGACGUGGACUUUGUAUGAGCUGGCUUGGAACCCGCUGUGUCAGACUCAAACUAACCCUCCCAGUCAGCUUUACAUUCCUGAUGAUGAUGGUGAUGAUGGUGGGUGGAAAGGUGAAGGUGAAGGCGAAGGUGAAGGUGAAGGUGAAGGUGAAGGCGAAGGCGAAGGUGAAGGUGAAGGUGAAGGUGAAGGUGAAGGUGAAGGUGAAGGUGAAGGUGAAGGUGAAGGUGAAGGUGAAGGUGAAGGCGAAGGCGAAGGCGAAGGUGAAGGCGAAGGCGAAGGUGAAGGUGAAGGUGAAGGUGAAGGUGAAGGUGAAGGUGAAGGUGAAGGUGAAGGUGAAGGUGAAGGUGAAGGUGAAGGUGAAGGUGAAGGUGAAGGUGAAGGUGAAGGUGAAGGUGAAGGUGAAGGUGAAGGUGAAGGUGAAGGUGAAGGUGAAGGUGAAGGUGAAGGUGAAGGUGAAGGUGAAGGUGAAGUUGAAGGUGAAGGUGAAGGUGAAGGUGAAGGUGAAGGUGAAGGUGAAGGUGAAGGUGAAGGUGAAGGUGAAGGUGAAGGUGAAGGUGAAGGUGAAGGUGAAGGUGAAGGUGAAGGUGAAGGUGAAGGUGAAGGUGAAGAGGCACUUCGCAAAUUCCCAUCAAUGGGCUGGCUGGAUCGCAUUGCAUCCCAAGAUUACAAGAUCGAUGAAAAUCUAACAAUACCAAAGGGCACAGUGGUGUAUGUGAACUCAGUGGGCAUGCAGCAAGACCCCAAAUACUUUCCCAAUCCACAAAUAUACAAUCCUGAUAGAUUCCUCCCGGAAAAUGAGAGGAAUAUCACUCCUUAUACAUUUUUGCCAUUCGGAGACGGACCUAGAGGAUGCAUUGGUAAACGCUUCGGUUAUCAGACUGUUCGGUGUGGUUUGGCGUCCGUCAUACUUAAUUAUGAGAUACGAGCUUUACCCAACAUGCCGAAGCCAAAUGAGUGUCACAUUGAGAAGCACGGCCUGUUCCUAGGUCCAGACAAGAAACUGUCUGUAGAAUUUAGACCUAGAUAUCGACAUAAUGGUCUUUUAUACUAUGAUAUGUGA